Molecule: messenger RNA, 1812 nt
Organism: Thermothelomyces thermophilus ATCC 42464
Lineage: Eukaryota; Fungi; Ascomycota; Sordariomycetes; Sordariales; Chaetomiaceae
Exons: 3
Coding region: 1-1812 (603 amino acids)
Source: RefSeq, a predicted model, not a curated record
AUGUCUUCCUCGUUGCCAGGGACGCCAGAUCCCCUGCCCAUCGACGGGCAACAACAGCAACUCUCUCCCAACGAGCCCAGGCCGGGUGAUUCCCUAUCCAGUACUCCCACUGAGACCUACGAUCAAGAUGUGUCGGACUGCGAGUCGGACGUCGAUGACGAGUCCAGCACGGACGUGGAGAAAGCAGUAACAUCGUCAACCCCAUCCGCGGCCACCCUCCCCGGGACGCCGCCGCCGCCGUCCAAAGCUAGGUAUAUUACCGAAUCCGGGGUCCUUCCCAACGACGCCGACCCCUUUGAGGCCUACGGCCUCGACAGCUCGCCGUUGCCCCCUAAGCGGUCAUCGAUCAGGGCCUACCGGUUUCUGCGAUGGAACUUUGGCUCCGUCUACCGCCGCAUCUUCACUCUCGUGUACCUCGGCAACAUGGCCGCCCUGGCCGUCUUCAUUGCCCGCCGCGCCAAGUCCGGCGAUCCGUCCGCCUUCACGCACCAGCAAGCCAGCACUGCCGUGACGGCCAACAUCCUGGCGGCCGUCAUCGUGCGCAACGAGCACGUCGUCAACGCCCUGUUCUGGAUCUUCGUCUCCCCCUGGACCAGGGCCAUGCCCCUCCGCGCCCGCACGCUCGCGGCCAAGGUGUACUCGUACGGCGGCAUCCACAGCGGCGGCGCCGUGUCGGCCACCUUCUGGUACAUCGCCUUCCUGGUGCUCCUGACCAUCGACUUCCAGCGCACCAACGGCCCCGGUCCGGUCGGCUCCCUCCGCGCCGCCAUCUACGCCGUAAGCUACGCCAUCAUCGUGCUGCUCGUGUCCAUGCUCGCCUCGGCGCACCCCGAGGCGCGCCGCAGGGUGCACAACUGGUUCGAGGGUAUCCACCGCUUCAUGGGCUGGACGGCCGUGGCCCUCUUCUGGGCCCUGGUCGUCCUCCUCGCCGCCGAUUCCGUCGUCGUCGUCGGCGGCGGCGGUGACGGCGGUAGUGGCGGUGGCGGCGCCAAGCUCGGCCGCGCCCUGGCCGCCUCCCCGUCCUUCUGGAUGCUCGUCGUCAUCACCCUCCUCAUCGCCUACCCCUGGACGCGUCUGCGCAUGCGCGACGUCGAGGCCGAGGUCCUCUCCCCGCACUGCCUCAAGCUCACCUUCCGCCACCGCGACGUGCACUACGGCCAGGCCGUCCGCCUGACCGACUCUCCCCUGAAGGAGACUCACGCAUUCGGCGUCAUCCCCGGCAUCAUUUCAUCCUCCUCCUCCUCCUCCUCCACCACCAACUCCUCCCCGUCACCAACACCAGUACCUAGUGAGAAAGCCGGAGCGGAGCAGGGCUUCACGGUGCUCGUGUCCAACGCGGGCGACUGGACGCACAAGCUGAUCAACGCACCGCCGGAGCGCAUCUACACGCGGGGCGCGCCGCAGUUUGGCGUGCUGCGCGUGGCCGCGCUCUUCUCCCCCUGCGUCGUGGUCGCCACGGGCUCGGGCAUCGCCCCCUGCCUGGGCAUCCUCGCGGCCAUCCCGACCCCGGACUCGGUGCGCGUCCUCUGGGCCACCCGCGAACCCCUCGCCACCUACGGGCCCGAGGUCCUCUCGCUGGUCCGCCGGGCCGACCCCAACGCCGUCGUGCUCAACACGGGCAAGGGCAGGCGGCCGGACCUGGUCAAGCUCGUCUACCGCCUCUGGGGGCAAGAGAGGCAGGUUGGGCGCGGCCGCGGUAAGGAGAAGGCCGAGGCUGUCGUCAUCAUUUCCAACCAUAGAGUGACGGAAAAGGUGGUCUACGGGCUCGAGGCUAGGGGUGUGCCCGCAUUCGGGGCUAUCUUUGAUUCUUGA